AUGUCGGAACUAAAAGACUUCAACCGCAUGUUCAGCCUCGACGGCAAGGUCGCGCUGGUCACUGGAGGCUCGAGGGGUCUCGGCCUCCAUACUGCCACGGCAUUCUUGCUCGCUGGCGCAAAGAAAGUCUUCAUCUCUGCGCGCAAGAAUGAAGGAGACCAGGGCAUUGACCAGGCCGUCGAGAAACUCAACAAGCUGCCCGUAUCCGGCACAGCAGUCGGCAUCGCUGCCAACGUCGCCGAUACCGAGGACAUUGAGAGACUGGUGAAGAAGGUGCAGGAGACGGACAACAAGUUAGACAUCCUGGUGUGCAACGCUGGAGCGACGUGGGGAGGCCCUUUCGACCCGACACCAGACUGGUCGAGCAAGAAGGUGCUGGACCUCAACGUCCGCGGCGUCUUUAAUUUGGCACGACUCUUCGCGCCCCUUCUCGAACGCGCCGGCACCCGUCAAUCGCCGUCUCGCAUAAUCAUCGUCUCCUCCACGGCAGGCACAACCGUGCCCCAUGUCGGCGAGCACGGCACAAUCAUGUACAGCAUCUCCAAAGCAGCAGCCCACCACCUCUCCCGCCAACUCGCCGUCGAGCUCGGGCCCAGGAACAUUACGACUAAUACCGUUGCCCCUGGCUUCUUCCCGUCGAAGCUCGCAAACGGCUUGAUCGAGAUGCUGGGCGGGCAGGAAGAGUUGGAGGAGAACAACCCACGGAAGAGACUGGGCGAACCUGAAGAUAUUGCUGGCGUCAUGGUGUUUCUGUGUAGCCCGGCUGGAGCGUACAUCAAUGGCGAAGAUAUCGCUGUGGAUGGGGGUAUGAGGCUCGCAUCAGGACGCCAUUCCAAGCUAUAA
Alternaria arborescens is the source of this 843-nucleotide messenger RNA. RefSeq lists its product as hypothetical. The transcript has 3 exons. The record is from RefSeq and is a predicted model, not a curated record. NCBI's taxonomy places the organism in Eukaryota, Fungi, Ascomycota, Dothideomycetes, Pleosporales, Pleosporaceae. The coding region runs from base 1 to 843 and encodes 280 amino acids.